UCGUGCGCCUUCUCCCAACUCCCGCUAGCACCCCUCCAUUUCCGCACACAGACAUCUCCCUUCUCUCCAGGUUAUUUCCUUUUUUGUCUUCUCCCUCCCUUCAAAUCCAUCGGAUGCCCCUCCGCGCUGCUUUCGAUUCGGUGCGCCUCUGAUUCCCACGGGUCCAUCGAUCGCCGUCGGGUCUUCUCUCCAUGGCCCCGCCUUCAUCCUGCUCCGCCGCCGGAAAUAGGAAGUCGAACUGCCGCGUCCGGAAGCGCACGGCGGCGCCUUCCCCGUCCGCGCCGAAGAAGUUUCGUUCGAUGGAGGAGAUAAUGCGGGUAGCUUUGCCUGCCGCCCCCGUCUCCGGCGAAUACUACGUGGACCUCCGCUGCCAGGAGUGCCGAUCCGGUGAUCGAGAGGAGGAAAUACUCCUGUGCGACAACUGCGACCAGGGGUACCACCUCUAUUGCCUCCGGCCGAUCGUCGUUAGAGUUCCAUCUGGGCCCUGGUUCUGCCCUAGCUGCGUAGGAGAAAGAUCGAUUAAAAGGUUUCCGUUGGUGCAAACAAAGAUUAUUGAUUUCUUUAGGAUUCAAAUGGCCAACGACGAGAAAUGUUGCCCCUCCCAAGAUGGAAAAAAGCGCAAGAGACGUUCCAUAGUUAUGUACAAGAAGAGAAGACGACGAUUAUUACCAUUUAAUCCUACAGAAGAUCUUGCUCUGCGACUUCAACAAAUGAGUUCUCUUGCUGCUGCAUUAACAGCAAUGAACAUGGAAUUCAGUAAUGAGCUGACUUAUUUACCUACAAUGGUCGAUAGAUCUUCUAACCAAGCAAAUUUAGAAAAAGGUGGCAUGCAGGUCCUUCCGAGGGAAGAUAAAGAGGCAUUAGAGCUUUGCAAAACAAUGAAUAAAAGAGGAGAAUGUCCUCCUCUCUUGGUAGUUUUUGAUCCAAUUGAAGGGUUUACUGUUCAGGCUGAUGGUCUUAUAAGGGAUAUGACACUUGUAGCUGAGUAUACGGGCGACGUUGACUACUUGAAAAACCGGGAACACGAUGACUGCGAUAGCAUGAUGACGCUUCUUCUAGCUACUAACCCUUCUGAUACUUUAGUGAUCUGUCCUGAUAAACGUGGAAAUAUUUCUCGUUUCAUUAAUGGUAUAAACAACCAUACUCGGGAUGGUCGGAAGAAACAGAACCUUAAAUGUGUAAGAUAUAAUGUAGACGGUGAGUGCAGGGUAUUGCUUGUUGCUUGCCGUGAUAUAUAUCGCGGAGAACGGCUAUACUAUGAUUACAAUGGAUAUGAGAAAGAAUACCCUACUCACAAUUUUGUCUAACAUCUGAUUACCUCCCUAACAUGACUAUUCUAACCUCUUCUUGAGCUUGUGGUAUGGCAGGAUCAGUUUUUUGCACGCCAAAUUUGUGUGUAUAUCACAGCUCUCCCGUUUGCAACUUCUUGAUAGAUAAAGUACUUUCAACAAUUUGUAUACAUUUUUUUUAGCAAUAUGGACAUUAUAGUUCUAUUUAAGAGGCAAUUCAAAUUCAUGUUCGUAUA
Messenger RNA from Zingiber officinale, 1525 nucleotides. RefSeq names its product probable Histone-lysine N-methyltransferase ATXR5. The record is from RefSeq and is a predicted model, not a curated record. NCBI's taxonomy places the organism in Eukaryota, Viridiplantae, Streptophyta, Magnoliopsida, Zingiberales, Zingiberaceae. The coding region runs from base 192 to 1307 and encodes 371 amino acids. The transcript has 6 exons. Gene Ontology annotation, molecular function: protein binding.